AUGACGAGCCUGGACGAUUCAGUUAUAUGUCGUCAAAAUCUUAUGCUGUUGGAUAAUAUUACGAAUUACAGUAAGCCGGCAGUAGAUUACUUCCACCAUGAGUUUAAACAAAAUGACCUAGAGAUGCCAGUAACGUGGUCGCUCCUGUUGAAAAUGAGAAAGCACAAGCUGCUACGUUUACCAAAUUGCAGCAUAGAAGACGACAAAGAUUAUAGCAUGUAUUCGGUUAGAUUGCACCACUGUCUGUGGAGGCGCUGGUCUAUAGAACAUUACAAAUUGCAUUCCUUGAAGGUGGAUCCCUUGUCGAUCAACUGGGACAAGGAGAUUGAUAUAACGGUUCUCUAUGGGCCUGAUUUAGCAGGUCAGUACGAAAAUAAAUCGGCUGGAAAAGAAAACCAGAUUGAGUUCCAAAAGACAAACCUUCUGGACGAUGUCAAAAAUGAUACUACGGAGUACCAGGAGGAGGAUGUGUUUGCAAAGUCGUAUGAAUACUCUUCAAGCCUUGAUUCAAAUGCUUCAUCUAUCUUUGAUGAACGUCACGAUAUAUGCACAAAAACGAUUAGCAAUUCAAGUCUUAAGUCUGUGAAAUUCAGUGAAACGGUAAUGAGAAGAGAUAUCGAUAAAAGUGGUGCGUGCCACGAGACAGAAAUAGUGGUUAACGAUGCCAAAAAAGUACUAAGUAGGAAAUGUCGUUUUCCUCGAAAACGCCACCACCACCAUCAUAAUCAUCAUCAUAACAGUAAUUCACAUUCCAUCCAUACCUCUGACGGUUUUCACUAUGAGCGUCCUCUGCAUUUGCUACCCGAUGAUGAUGAUCAAAUGCUAGAGCAAAAUAUCAAGAGUUUAAAUUUAGAUGACGAGACUCCUAGUAAUGUCUUCGAUAAUUGCACAUUUAUCCGCAGUCAAACCGUCAAAUAA
Molecule: messenger RNA, 918 nt
Organism: Zygotorulaspora mrakii
Lineage: Eukaryota; Fungi; Ascomycota; Saccharomycetes; Saccharomycetales; Saccharomycetaceae
Exons: 1
Coding region: 1-918 (305 amino acids)
Biological process (GO): protein catabolic process in the vacuole; cellular response to glucose starvation
Source: RefSeq, a predicted model, not a curated record